Messenger RNA from Oncorhynchus nerka (sockeye salmon), 1161 nucleotides. RefSeq names its product oligodendrocyte transcription factor 1. The coding region runs from base 370 to 1161 and encodes 263 amino acids. Gene Ontology annotation, cellular component: nucleus. Gene Ontology annotation, biological process: positive regulation of transcription by RNA polymerase II; axon development; sensory organ development. Gene Ontology annotation, molecular function: E-box binding; protein dimerization activity; DNA-binding transcription factor activity, RNA polymerase II-specific. Lineage: Eukaryota; Metazoa; Chordata; Actinopteri; Salmoniformes; Salmonidae. The record is from RefSeq and is a predicted model, not a curated record. The transcript has a single exon.
CAGAGACGGCUUUCAACACGUAGAGAACUCUGGAAGACUUGUGACACCAACACUGAGACCGACGGGUCACUUACUGACUCAUCAUACUGUUGGCUGGGUCAUUUUUCCUUUCUAUUCAGUGAGGCAAAGAAGAUUCUGCCACAGCCAAGGAGUGAUGUCAACACUGGACCAGAAUGUCAGGACAGUGUGGGGCUAAAGGGUUAAUGGAAGAGGAGUAAAGCUGAAUUGCUUGAUUGCAGAACUGAGCACUCACAGAAGACUGACUCUUCUUCACUUGUGUGUCGUGUAGGUUUCAUCUCAGACAAGUCAUCUCCAGUGUGUUUUUUUCUGUCGUCUCAGACAUAGCCAUCUCCAGUGUGAAUCAGGACCAUGAAUGUUCUACCUAACCCCAUGACCAGGGCCCACCAGGAGCAGCCUCUCCCUCUCUGCUCCCAGGGGGCCCACCUCCAGGACUACUCCUCCAGGUGUCCUCUAGGGCUUGGUGCUGGUCAUGGGGGCAGGCUUAGGGCCAUGGGGGGGCCUCAGGGGCCCCAGAGACCAGGCAAGCCACCGCGGGAGCUGAGCCCCGAAGAGCAGCAGGAUCUAAGGAGGAAGAUCAACAGCCGGGAGAGGAAGAGGAUGCAGGACCUGAACGUCGCCAUGGACGCUCUGAGGGAGGUGAUGGUGCCUUACGCCUCCUCCUCUCCUUCCUCCUCGUCCUCCUCCCAGGGGCCACAUUCCCACCAGCAGCAGCCAGGGGCCCCACCUGGACGCAGGCUCUCCAAAAUCUCCACCUUGGUCCUGGCCCGUAACUACAUCCUCCUCCUGGGCUCGUCUCUGCAAGAGAUGCGCCGGCUCCUGGGGGAGGUGAGUGUUGGGGUGGGGGUUGGUGUGGGGGUGAACACGGGUCCUGUCCCCAGGCUGCUCCUGGCCGGGGGUUGGCCCCUCCUCACCGGCCCCAGUCAGCUUCUCCUCUCCCCAGAAUCUCUCCUGACCUCAGCCUCCUCCUCCUCCUCCUCCUCCUCCAAGUGUCCCCUGUUGCCUCCUGGCCACUUGGAGGGCCCCAUGGCCCCAGUGCAGUGGGGCUCAGCUGGGGCUCCUGGAGGGCCACUCUGCCCCUGUGUGGUGUGCAGGCUGCCCAGGUUCAGCCACCCCAGCCCUGGACCCAGGUUCCCCAAGUGA